GAUGUGUAGACGGACUCACGAAAUUAUCGCCUAACGAUAAAUUCCUGGCGAUUCUCGUAUGACAUAAUCGUAGGCGAGAAAUUAGUUCUUAUUUCUUUCCUGUAUGUAAACAUUUUGAUACGAUAAAUUAUAAUGCUAUGCCCGCUAUGGUGAAAUGCGAAUAUUGCUGGCGAUAGUCGCGUACGAUUUCUCGCACCAAAACGCGCGAAAAGCUCUCUCCAUCUAAAUGCUUUUAAUGUUGUGUAAAUAAAGACUUUGUGAAAUAGACCCUUUGAGGCCCAGGAACUAUUAAUACAGCCAAAGAAAUGGAUGUACAAAAAACCAUGCACGAAUUGGGCUAUGAUUUUAAUACCGAAGGCGAAUUAAGGAAAAUCGGCGUUGAUGGAAUUUUAACAAAUGAACCAUUUCAGUACAAAAUCAGUACUGAUCAAAAAGAAUGCCAGGAGCACUAUGAGAAACUUGGAGCAGCUGUGACAGAAUACAUAUAUCAAUUAUUAGAAAAGAAAGUCAAUCUAUUAAGAUUACCAGUGCCUAUAGAUGCUGGUGAAACUGGAACUUUUGUGUUUGCUUCAAGGGGUUAUGAUUCACAGAAAACUCUUAUGGUAUUAAUUCAAGGUAGUGGUGCCGUUCGAGCUGGCCAGUGGGCAAGAUCACUUGUCAUCAAUAAUAAUUUAGAAAUGGGAACACAGAUUCCAUACAUCCAAAUGGGCAUUAAACGUAAUUUUGGCAUUCUUAUCAUGAAUCCCAAUGAGAAUUAUAGAAGAAAUAAAAAUAUUCCACAAAGUAACACUAGUGAAGAACAUGCACAGUAUGUCUGGAAAACAUAUAUUUCAGGCACAAAAGCUGAAAAUAUUGUAGUAGUAGCUCAUAGUUAUGGUGGACUUCUUACAGUAAUGCUAGCUCAAAAGUUUAAGAAUGACUUUGAGAAUCGAGUUAAGGCAGUAGCUAUGACAGAUUCAGUUCAUUCAUUUUCAGAAGCAAUAAUUCCAGACUCAUUAAGAAAAGUUUCAAUUAAUUGGAUAUCAAAUACAUCACCCCUGGAUACACCAAUGAAGACCCCGGAAUUUGAAAUCACUAGAUUAUCAGCAGGUAUUUCCGCUUUCAUAUCUUACCUUAUGUUUAAUAAAUUUAUAACUUUUCCGCUUUCUUCAGGUCAUCCACAACAUGAAAUGACAUCUUAUGCAUCCAUGGAUUCAGUCUUUAAAUUUAUUGAUUCUAAGCUGGCAAGUUAAGUAAUAUAAUAUUAAAAGUAAACAAAAUGUGCAAAGGUAAAAAUAAACUUUAUAAUAUAUUUUUUAAUGGGUUUUGAUACA
Messenger RNA from Pieris rapae (cabbage white), 1313 nucleotides. RefSeq names its product FAM172 family protein homolog CG10038. Bases 306 to 1232 code for a protein of 308 amino acids. Lineage: Eukaryota; Metazoa; Arthropoda; Insecta; Lepidoptera; Pieridae. Gene Ontology annotation, biological process: regulatory ncRNA-mediated heterochromatin formation. Gene Ontology annotation, cellular component: nucleus. The transcript is spliced from 5 exons. The record is from RefSeq and is a predicted model, not a curated record. Gene Ontology annotation, molecular function: siRNA binding.